CCUCAUUUUUUGAUUGCAUUUUUCAUCUCUUGUACUUUUAGACUUGACACUUCAUUUUCAUACACAUACACAUACACAUACACACGCGAAUAUAUUUUUCAUUUAAAACAUGAGCAUGGUUCAGGGUCCUCCUGAUGUAGACCUCAGGCUGAGGUACUUUAGGUACAUGCCAGCGAACGUCUAUCCGCAGGUAGCCGCGGGCUUUUACUUUGCCAUUGGAGUGAUCUUGAUAAUACAGACCAUUCGAUCGAAGGCGCAGGCCUGGCUGUACGUUCUGGCGGGCACGGCGAUAUUCGAGGCUGUCGGCUAUGCGUUCCGUGCGGCGUGCGUGUACGAAACAACACUGGUGCUGUUUCUACUGCAGCUGCUUAUCAUCCUGUUGCCCAUCAAUGCAAUUGCCCUGUUCAAUUAUAAGGUGACGGGUAAAAUAAUCAGCGAUUCGUUGACUGCCAAGCCCAAGUAUUUCUGGCUCAGGCCAAAGUUUGUCUACUGGUUUUACUUUGCCAGUGAUGUGUUCUCGGUUGUUAUGCAGGGCGCGGGCGGUGCCAUGAUGGGCAAAGUGACUACACGCGCGAAGGCCAAGACUGUUGCCCUCAUUGGUUUGUGUGUGCAGCUGCUGUUCCUUGGGUGUUACAUGGCGACCACCGUGUAUGUCUGGCGCAAGCCCGAGUACGUUGUACAUGCCGGUCCCCGCGAUAAGAGCCCGCAGGCCGCCAAGCGCAAGAUCAUGGUUAAUAUUAUCAGCACCACCACAUUGUUAUAUGUGCGCUCCAUCUACCGCAUUGCAGAGUUUGCAGACAACACGAUUUACAGCACUGAGUGGGCGUUCUACGUGUUUGACACCCUUGUCAUCUUUUUCGCCUUCGUUGUCUACAUUGUCCUAUUCAUUGGCCCCAACUUCCCGCGCAAGUCUGCUGGUUUGGAAAAGCAGCUGUCUUAUAUUCCGGUAGAGGAAGGCAACGCCCAAUCGUUGUCCACUCGCCUGACUGACAAGGACUACUAACAUGGAAUGCCUUUUUUACUCCUUUCAACUUUAAUAAAUGACAUAGACUACAAUGAUGAUAAUGG
Messenger RNA from Kickxella alabastrina, 1068 nucleotides. Its product is annotated as RTA1 like protein-domain-containing protein. The record is from RefSeq and is a predicted model, not a curated record. Gene Ontology annotation, cellular component: membrane. The coding region runs from base 110 to 1003 and encodes 297 amino acids. Lineage: Eukaryota; Fungi; Kickxellomycota; Kickxellomycetes; Kickxellales; Kickxellaceae. The transcript has a single exon.